AUGGUCCAGAAAAUACUAAACAAAAUCAUCGGAAGCAAGUACAUUUCUAUCGUAAGAACGUGGUAAGUAAAACGACCAACUCCUGCGGUACGCAGUGUACGAUAUCCUACAUUAAUGCCAUUGACAGUGUUAUAAUUUACGACAUUUACGCUUCAGUGUCCUGUGUGACCGCUUAGCUCUCCAGUUAGCAUUAGCCUAACUUUCCUGUUAAUGCUCCUGUGGCUGAUCUGGCAGAGCUAGUUAGCAUUACACGGCCAACUAGAUUUCAAGGAGGCUAAAGUAAAUGAAGAUUUCCCUGGUCUCUAUCGCACUGCACAUUAAUUUCCGUGUAAAUUACGUCAAAUCGUUUCCCAUUUACUUGACUUAAACGCCAAGCAAAUAUACUGUAUGGUAUAUUUAAUAUCACACCGUGUUGAACAGAUUGAUUUUGAUGGUUGUGACAGUUCAAUCACCUUCAUCUCAAACCCACAUAUCAUAUAGAUGACUUCAACUUGGAGACUCCAAAAACAAGCAACUGGACUGGGUAGAGUUUAGAGGACGUUUCGCCUCUUAUCCACGGAGCUUCAUCAGUUGCUUGUUUUUGGAGUCUUCGAAAUAAGCAUGACCUGGAUGAAUGAGAAUCUACAUGGACAGAUUGACUUCAACAGUGGUUGAAAAAGGACACUUAAAAUAAAUAAAUAUUCAUUCCUUUAUUAGUAAGAUGUAUAAUCUUGUUUAACACCAGUGAUGGUAUAAUUAUUGAAGGUGUGAUGAAGGUAAUAAUAUCAGAUCACUAAAAUUUAGUUAUUGGUAGUAUUGGUAAAAUAAUAGUGUGCAAACUGCAUGUUCUUUUUCAUCUGUGUUUUGCUAUGAUGGAUGCUUUUUUCUUUUUCUGCCUAAUUGAUCUGUGUCAUUUCUUUUCCAUCCAGGGUGCCAAACAUGGUUGCCUGGGGAACAGUUGGUGGAGUGGCUCUUGUUCACUUCACAGACUGGCGGUUAUUUCUCGAUUAUGUGCCGUACAUUAAAGGGAAGUUCAAAAACGACGAUUAA
Molecule: messenger RNA, 1029 nt
Organism: Xyrichtys novacula (pearly razorfish)
Lineage: Eukaryota; Metazoa; Chordata; Actinopteri; Labriformes; Labridae
Source: the annotation of a GenBank genome assembly